Molecule: messenger RNA, 1454 nt
Organism: Pseudo-nitzschia multistriata
Lineage: Eukaryota; Bacillariophyta; Bacillariophyceae; Bacillariales; Bacillariaceae
Source: the annotation of a GenBank genome assembly
GGAACGACAGCCUUCCAAUCCUACAGCAUCAGCUGCAUCCAUUCGAUUCGACGACGUCUAUAGUUACAUACAUACAUUUCCACUGUUCAACAGCGAAUUGUUCGUGCGAGGAACAACCUAUUGUUGAAAAUGGGCGGCUGUUACUCUUGUUCUUGCAUCGGUCACAGGUAUGGAAUAAUAACAAAAGAAAGCGACUACGUGGAAGAGGCACAAGAGCGUGCGGGCAUAAUGUCGCCCCCGGUCAAGGCCACGAUCGUGAAGGGCUACAAGGAUGAGAGCCUCUAUAAGACGAUGCAGGAGUGCAAGGACGUCAGAAAAAGCCUUCGAAAAGUAAAAGAUCCCGAUGUUGCCCGGAGAGAGAAGAAGAUGCUGCUCAAGAAGAAAGCACUGCGCUACAAAAUCAAGGGCAAGGACACCAGCGACGGGUACCUCGGAAUGACUCCGGGGAGUCUCCAGCAUGUCCGAAGAUCUCUGAGGCACGUGGAUCAAGAUCGAACGAAACCAAACUUGGCAUCGGAAUAGGUCUUUUCUGUGUAUAGCGCGCCGCCGCAUUCGUUCCUAUUGGGAAUUGGGAAUGGAACAUCGACGGUAGAUAGCAGCUGCCACUUCGGGGGUCCAUAUGGCUGCAGCUUGCAACGAUAAUGGGAAUGGCUGGAUAGCAACGGAAUCCGCCGCAUUGGAUAUUUAUUUUGUACGAGACAACUGCAAGUACAAGAGCUGUGCUCCGGAAAAGAUUCUACGAUACCCAAAGUGUUGUGGUAAGAAUUGUAGUGAGUGUCGACACCCUCAAAUUCAAUGCGAUGCGAUACAAUUUNGUGCUCCGGAAAAGAUUCUACGAUACCCAAAGUGUUGUGGUAAGAAUUGUAGUGAGUGUCGACACCCUCAAAUUCAAUGCGAUGCGAUACAAUUUGCAGAGAUACCUGAAAUUAUCCACACCGAUUUCCCAGUGGAGACGACGCACGCAUGCUUGGACAGAAGAAUUUCGCCAGAUGCUUGUGAUGCGAAUCUARAUUCUAAUCUUCCAACCGUUAAAUCGUSAUAUAAUACUUUAUGUUGAAACAGUGAUUGUGGGAUGGCCGCCAGGCGUACUGAAGAGCCGGGCGACGUGAGGAGCUGAUUCAGUGUCAUUAGUGUUGAAUAAGUAAUGAAGAACAAGGUUCCACAUGCAGGAUACUGAUAGGGAUKGAUAUACAGCUGGAAGCAUCUAACAAGCUAUAGGACAGCUGCUCAGGAUGGAGCUGGCGAGCUGGGUGACAGAUAGGAUCCUUAUGGUGUGUUGAAGUUGAAGAGGUCUUGAGAAGUGAAGAGGAUCCAAUUGAAGCUUUAGAUAGGAGAUUAGGUGUUAUGAUGAACCAAAAGAGCAAUAGGAGUGAAUUCCGGACAGAGGCCGUGAUUAUUAGAGCUAGGAGGAGAGCUCAUAUUUCGAGAACAAGGAAUAGAGAAUAAGAUAGAGA